Lucilia cuprina (Australian sheep blowfly) is the source of this 1789-nucleotide messenger RNA. RefSeq names its product CCN family member 2 (gene Ccn). Gene Ontology annotation, cellular component: extracellular matrix. The record is from RefSeq and is a predicted model, not a curated record. The coding region runs from base 911 to 1765 and encodes 284 amino acids. Lineage: Eukaryota; Metazoa; Arthropoda; Insecta; Diptera; Calliphoridae. The transcript is spliced from 9 exons. Gene Ontology annotation, molecular function: heparin binding; integrin binding. Gene Ontology annotation, biological process: cell adhesion; signal transduction.
AGAGGAAAAAGGAAAUAUUACCAAAAAUUUAAGGUAAAUAAUCGUUAUCAACAUCAUCAUUUUGAUGAUGAUUAACAUCAUUUAAAAAGUUUGUUACACAGUCAUCAUUAUUUUUUUUUGUUGGCUAAAAGUUAAUGAAUAUAAACAGCUAGCAGUACAGAAAUAACAAAAAACAACAAAAUCUUUUUCACAGUUGGCUAAAAGUAAAACCAAAAACAAAAAAAAAUCUAUAAAUUUUUAUUAUUAAUGUGUUUCUAAAUAUUUUCUUCGUGUGUCUUCAAUUUCUCCAUGCUACUAAACGGGCGAGUUGCUAUCUAAAUGUUUCUAGCUUAUGUGUCGGUGCUUGUGUUUUAUUUAUAACCAAAAAAAAAGUUUAUGAAAUUAAAAAUACAUUAUUUCAAGCUAUAACAUAUUGUUGUGGUGGUUAUUAUUGAAAGUCGAGAAAAAAAGUUAUAAAACGAAGAAAGAAAACAAAAGAAACAAAUAAUAAGAAAAAAAAUCAAAAAAGAAAAACCUACUAACAGCCUUUAUAAGUAACAAAUGUGUAAAAUAUUCAUAUUGAAAGUGUGCCGUAAAUAUUGAACAAAUCAUUGUUAUGUUAAUAAAUUCAAUGAAAAUAUAAUUUAUUGUCUGCUGUUGCCAGUCUUUCUAUUCAUGCUAAAGUGCAGACAAGGAUUUUUGUUCAAAAGUACGAAAAGGAAUUUUUGCUGAAUAUUAAUAAAGGCGAAACAAAAGGAUACAUUUAUGCCGCCAACAAAAAAAGUGACAGUCAAAUAGCAAAGAAAAAGAAAAUAAAAAAUAAAGCAACAAAAAAAGGAGAAGAAAAAAACAAAACAAAGCAGAUAUAAAAGAUUGUGCUUUAAUUUACUCAUGCAACGUAUAGAUUUAAACAACAAAUUAACACCACAAAAUGCAUAUUGUUGCAGUACCUGUUUUGGGUAUAAUAUUCACAAUUUUUUUAAAAUGUGUUGAAGCAAAUCUAGCACUAGACUUUAAAGUAACAAAGAUAUCCGCCAAUCAUAAACCCGCAAACUGUAAUGUUGCCAAUACAACGUAUGCACAUGGAGAGACAUUUAAAUUGGAUUGUAAAACACAAUGUGUUUGUGAGAAUGGCCGACAUGCCUGCUCCUCAUUGUGUCCGAAAGAACAACUUCCGGCACCGGAGGAUACAAUUUCAUGCCGAAGCCCACGUUUGGUAGAAGUGCCGGGGCAUUGUUGUAAAAUGUGGUUGUGUGAGAAUCCAACAGCUGAUGUUUAUGCCACCUGUCACAAUUCAUCAACCAGCCCGUGGACACCAUGCAGUCGAAUGUGCGGCCUUGGAAUAUCAACGCGUUUUACCACAACAACAGCAGGCUGUAAUCAAUUAAGCAAUUUGCGAUUAUGUGAAAAUCGCAAAUGCGAAAUACAACAACAACAUCCAGACAAUACUCAGAUACAAGAGGAAAUAAAAACUAAAGAAAAGCUAAAUAAUUUAAUGAAAACAAAACAGCUGAAACAUAAAUUAAGAACCAGACAGCAAAGACAUCAUGAUAUCAAACAUCAACAACAACAGCAUCAAGUGCAACAGGAGCUGGAGCACACCGAACAUGAACACAGAAUAAGAAAGGGCCAUGAAUGCCGCAGUAUACAGCGUUUGGGACCAGCUCGUAUACGCCUUGGAGAAUGUGUCUCAAAGAAACUAUAUCGUCCAAAAAUAUGUGGACGUUGUCAUCAAACUACAAAAUGUUGUGUGCCUUCAGUAUCAACCACAAUACAGGUGGGUUGAAUUUUCUUUAACUAUUUAUAACAA